UAUGACUCGGGCUGAAGCUGCGCUGUGGUCAGUGGUCACUGGAGCUGUACUUCCUCGUCCCGCGAGCCUUUUUGCUGGUAUUGCUGCUCUUGUCUCCGCAACCGCUGCUGCCUCCUGCUUUUCGGAAUCAUGAUGUACUUCCGGCUCUCCCCAGUUCCGAGCUCAGGGCUCGUUCUUCUCUGCCUCCUCUUAGGAGCUGUCCAGUCGUAUGCAUUGGAACUUACUUUGAACAAUACAGAAAAAGCCAUUUGUCUUUCUGCAAAAUGGCAGAUGAAUUUCACAAUACAUUAUAAUACUACAAACAACACUUUUAAAACUGUAACCAUUUCAGACUUUUCCAAUGCAACAUAUAAUGGAAGCAGUUGUAGGGAUAACCAGAAUCGUUCCAAAAUUGCAGUACAAUUUGGAUCCGGUUUCUCUUGGAUUGUGAAUUUUACCAUGGAGGCAUCUAAUUAUUUAAUUGAUGGUAUCUCAUUUACCUACAACAUGAGUGAUAAUACAACAUUUCCUGAUGCUGCACAAAAAGGAAGUGUUACUGUUCAUCACAAGGUGACAAUGAAAAUUCCAUUGAGUGACAUCUUUAGAUGCAAUAGCUUAUUAACUAUACCAGUUGGCCAUGUUGUGCAGCAAUAUUCGGAUGUUCUUGUACAACCUUUUGUUGAAAAUGGCACAGUGAGCAGAAAAGAAUUUAUAUGUGAUGAAGAUAAAAUUUCCACAACGAUAACACCCAUCAUUCAUACCACCGUGCCAUCUCCUACUACAACACCUACUCCAAAGAAAAACCCAGCGGUGGGAAACUAUUCUGUUACUAAUGGUAAUGGCACUUGUCUACUGGCUACCAUGGGACUGCAGCUGAACAUCACUCAAGAGGAGGUUCCUGUCAUUAUUAACAUCAACCCCAAUAUAACUAGCUUCACUGGCAGUUGUCAUCCCCAAACAGCCCAGCUUAGACUGAACAACAGCAACAUUAAUCUUGACUUUGUCUUUGCCAUGAAAAAUGGAAACCGAUUCUAUCUGAAGGAAGUGAAUGCCAGCAUAUAUUUGACUAAUAGCACUGUUUUCAGCGUUGGAAAUAAUAACCUUAGCUACUGGGAUGCCCCGUUGGGAAGUUCUUAUAUGUGCAACAAAGAGCAGAUUGUGUCAGUGUCUGGAAAAUUUCAGAUAAAUACCUUUAAUCUCAGGGUCCAGCCUUUCAAUGUGAAGGAAGGAAAGUAUUCUACAGCUCAAGACUGCAGUGCAGAUGACGACAACUUCCUUGUGCCCAUAGCGGUGGGAGCAGCCUUGGCAGGAGUACUUAUUCUAGUGUUGCUGGCUUAUUUUAUUGGUCUCAAGCGCCAUCAUGCUGGAUAUGAGCAAUUUUAAAACCUGCAAUCUGAUUUAUUACACAAAAAUACAUGCAAAUAACAAAGUUUCCCUGCUUCUUAGCGUAUGAAACACUGUUCCUUAAAAUUGCUAUGCUGAUAACUUUUAAUUCUUAAAUCUAAACCCCAGAAUUUUGAGGUUAGUAUUUACUAAUAAAAACUGUUCUUCCCUUGAGGUUAAAGUUGAAAGUGUUGUAUUUACAGGUCCUGGAGACAACUUGUUAGACUCUUGAUACGUAAUGUUUUAAGAUGUGUCUUAAGCUUUGGCCAAAUUUUGGUUCUAAACUAAGAUGCCUUAAAUUUAUUAACAUGGUCAUUUUAAGAAUAAAAUACGUAGUUGUAUCUUACUGGAAUUAAUAAAUAUUGUUUCACUA
Messenger RNA from Dipodomys ordii (Ord's kangaroo rat), 1735 nucleotides. It is a transcript of the gene Lamp2, whose product is annotated as lysosomal-associated membrane protein 2. Gene Ontology annotation, cellular component: membrane. The transcript is spliced from 9 exons. The coding region runs from base 130 to 1362 and encodes 410 amino acids. Lineage: Eukaryota; Metazoa; Chordata; Mammalia; Rodentia; Heteromyidae. The record is from RefSeq and is a predicted model, not a curated record.